Messenger RNA from Bombyx mandarina (wild silkworm), 458 nucleotides. It is a transcript of the gene Yippee, whose product is annotated as yippee zinc finger protein. The record is from RefSeq and is a predicted model, not a curated record. NCBI's taxonomy places the organism in Eukaryota, Metazoa, Arthropoda, Insecta, Lepidoptera, Bombycidae.
CAGAUGAUUGCUUGUUUUUGUUAUGGAGACAAAGGACAAUUCAAUUUCCAAAUAAAUUUAUCUGUACUGACUAGAUUAAACUUUAAAAAAUGGGUAAAAUAUUUCUUGAUCAUAUUGGAGGAACGCGACUAUUUUCAUGCGCAUCAUGCGAUGUCAAUCUUACGAAUCGUUCCGAAUUAAUAAGUACGCGAUUUACUGGAGCUACAGGUCGUGCAUUCUUAUUCCACAAGGUUGUGAAUCUAAUCUAUUCGGAAGUUCAGGAUCGUGUGAUGCUAACAGGACGUCACAUGGUGCGUGAUGUUUCUUGUAAGAACUGCGGUACGAAGCUGGGUUGGGUAUAUGAAUUUGCUACUGAAGAGAAUCAAAGAUACAAGGAAGGGAGAGUAAUAUUGGAACGAGCCUUGGUCACGGAGAGUGAUGGUAUUGAAGAAAUUCAAGUUAAUGUUGAUGAUUAAAAC